AUGGGUACCACCAUCCCCUUGCUGUGGUUGCUGCUCCUAAACACAGCACUGCUGGAUGCCACCUCGGAUGAACAACCUGACACCUUGCAGGAGCAUUCUUCCAAAGAAGGUGCCUCCCUGAGCCUGGUGAACGGCAAGAACCGCUGUGAAGGUCGUGUAGAGAUUUACACCAAUGGGAACUGGGGCACCGUCUGCGAUGACUACUGGGACCUGAGCGAUGCCCAGGUGGUCUGCAGGCAGCUGGAUUGUGGCUUUGCUCUUUCUGCACCAUCUGAUGCCUACUUUGGACAAGGCUCUGGCAACAUCUACCUGGAUGAUGUGUACUGCACAGGCAAUGAGUCCUCCCUCUUCCAGUGCAGGCACAACGGCUGGGGCAUCCACAACUGUGGCCACCAUGAAGAUGCUGGAGUUGUGUGCUCAGGUACCAUUGCUUGUGCCUCCCUGAGCCUGGUGAAUGGCACGAACCACUGUGAAGGUCGCGUAGAGAUUUACACCAAUGGGAGCUGGGGCACCGUCUGCGAUGACAGCUGGGACCUGAGUGAUGCCCAGGUGGUCUGCAGGCAGCUAGGAUGUGGCUUUGCUCUUUCUGCACCAUCUAAUGCCUACUUUGGACAAGGCUCUGGCAACAUCUACCUGGAUGAUGUGUACUGCACAGGCAAUGAGUCCUCCCUCUUCCAGUGCAGGCACAACGGCUGGGGCAUCCACAACUGUGGCCACCAUGAAGAUGCUGGAGUUGUGUGCUCAGGUACCCACCUGGGAAUCCCUUCUGUGUUCCCCUUCCUCACCACCCUUUACAGUUUUACCAAAUCUGAAAUAACAAAUCAAACACCGAACCGUCUCCUGCUGGUGAAUGGAAGGCACAGAUGUGAAGGUCGCGUUGAGAUCUACUACAGAGGCCAGCUGGGAACAGUCUGUGAUGAUUACUGGGACCUCUCUGCUGCCCAGGUUGUGUGCAGACAACUGAGUUGUGGCCCUGCCAUUGCAGCUCCAGGCAGCGCUUACUUUGGACAAGGCUCAGGCCCCAUCCUGCUGGACAACGUGAAGUGCAGGGGAGAUGAGAUCUCCUUGUCAGCCUGUAAUCACUCUGGCUGGAGGGUGCACAACUGUGCCCACUAUGAAGAUGCUGGUGUUGUCUGUUCAGAAAAAGAUGCUACAGAACUGACAACCUCAGCACUGGAGGAAACCUCUUUAGAGACAACCACCAUAGAACCCAGUACCACUGCAGCAGAGAGGACCACCACAGAGCAAACAACCCUCACAGAAGAGAUGACUUCCACAGUGGCUCCAGCGAGCACCACCGAAUGGCCAUCCUCGGCAGGUAACUCCUGCCCCCCGCCCCCAACCCCGAGCCAUCCCUGGCCUCGCAGCAGCCGCGCAGGCUCCCCGGGUGCCACCCGGGCAGCGCAGGGGGCCGGGCUGCAGGAGCCCUCACCCCGAGCCUGCCGCCUCACCCCAGACGGCCGCCUGCGUCUCUCCGGCGGGAGGGACGGCUGCGAGGGACGCGUGGAGCUGAGCGACGGCCGCAGCUGGGGCACGGUGUGCGACGACUCCUGGGACCUGCGGGACGCCGAGGUGGUGUGCCGGCAGCUGGGCUGCGGCCAAGCCCUGGCCGCGCCGGGCAGCGCUCGCUUCGGCCUCGGCUCCGGCUCCAUCUUGCUGGACGACGUGGAGUGCAGGGGGAACGAGAGCUCCCUGCAGCGCUGCGGGCACCGCGGCUGGGGCGUGCACAACUGCAACCACGGGGAGGACGCCGGCGUCGUCUGUGCAGGUCCCUCACCCCGAGCCUGCCGCCUCACCCCAGACGGCCGCCUGCGUCUCUCCGGCGGGGGGCACGGCUGCGAGGGACGCGUGGAGCUGAGCGACGGCCGCAGCUGGGGCACGGUGUGCGACGACUCCUGGGACCUGCGGGACGCCGAGGUGGUGUGCCGGCAGCUGGGCUGCGGCCAAGCCCUGGCCGCGCCGGGCAGCGCUCGCUUCGGCCUCGGCUCCGGCUCCAUCUUGCUGGACGACGUGGAGUGCAGGGGGAACGAGAGCUCCCUGCAGCGGUGCGGGCACCGCGGCUGGGGCGUGCACAACUGCAACCACGGGGAGGACGCCGGCGUCGUCUGUGCAGAUCCAGCAGGCACCACCACAGGCUGGACAUCUUCAACAGCUCCAAGCACAUCCACUGCUGCCCUGUUGCCAUACUCCACAGCUCCAGCGGGCACCACCGAAUGGCCAUCGUCGGAAGGUAACUCCUGCCCCCCGCCCCCAACCCCGAGCCAUCCCUGGCCUCGCAGCAGCCGCGCAGGCUCCCCGGGUGCCACCCGGGCAGCGCAGGGGGCCGGGCUGCAGGAGCCCUCACCCCGAGCCUGCCGCCUCACCCCAGACGGCCGCCUGCGUCUCUCCGGCGGGAGGGACGGCUGCGAGGGACGCGUGGAGCUGAGCGACGGCCGCAGCUGGGGCACGGUGUGCGACGACUCCUGGGACCUGCGGGACGCCGAGGUGGUGUGCCGGCAGCUGGGCUGCGGCCAAGCCCUGGCCGCGCCGGGCAGCGCUCGCUUCGGCCUCGGCUCCGGCUCCAUCUUGCUGGACGACGUGGAGUGCAGGGGGAACGAGAGCUCCCUGCAGCGCUGCGGGCACCGCGGCUGGGGCGUGCACAACUGCAACCACGGGGAGGACGCCGGCGUCGUCUGUGCAGGUGCGACUGAGCCCUCACCCCGAGCCUGCCGCCUCACCCCAGACGGCCGCCUGCGUCUCUCCGGCGGGGGGCACAGCUGCGAGGGACGCGUGGAGCUGAGCGACGGCCGCAGCUGGGGCACGGUGUGCGACGACUCCUGGGACCUGCGGGACGCCGAGGUGGUGUGCCGGCAGCUGGGCUGCGGCCAAGCCCUGGCCGCGCCGGGCAGCGCUCGCUUCGGCCUCGGCUCCGGCUCCAUCUUGCUGGACGACGUGGAGUGCAGGGGGAACGAGAGCUCCCUGCAGCGGUGCGGGCACCGCGGCUGGGGCAUGCACAACUGCAACCACGGGGAGGACGCCGGCGUCGUCUGUGCAGCACCUUAUUUUUGUGGUGGCUCGAUCUCAAAUUCCUCUGGGAUGCUGCAGAGUCCCUUCUACCCUGGGAGCUAUCCAAACAACGCUGACUGCGUGUGGGAAAUACAAGUGGAGAGCAACUUCCGCAUUGUGCUCACCUUUAGAGACAUCGCGAUGCAAGGUGGCAGUUGCCAGCAUGACUAUGUUGAGCUCUACGAUGGGCCCCUACACUCAUCCCCGCUCCUUGGGAGACUUUGCUCUGGCUCCUUCCCCACCUACACGUCCUCCUCAAACAUGAUGGCCGUUCGCUUUCACAGCAAUUCUACACACACCUUCAGAGGCUUUCAGGCCCACUACUCCUCCAUCCCAGCAGAUCACAACACCACCCUUCUGUGCUUGCCAGACUACAUGCAUGCCGUGGUGAGCAGGGAGUAUCUCCAGUCUCAGGGCUACUCGGAGCAGAUGGUCACCCUGGAGGACAGUAGCUGCAGACCAACAGUCACCCCACAUGAGGUUAUAUUCAACAUCCCCUACACCGGCUGUGGGACCACACGAGAGGACACUAACGACACAAUCAACUAUUCCAACGUGAUCAGAGCUACAUCUCCUGGCCACAUAAUCAGGAGGAGGAAGAACAUUAACUUGCACAUCAAUUGCAAAAUGCUCCAGAACACAUGGAUGCAAGUCAUGUACGUGGCUGAGGAUACUGAGGAGGUGGAUGAGAGCCAGUUUGGAAGCUACGACAUGAACAUCACCUUUUAUGAGUCCUCCUCCUUCGAGCGGCAAGUGCACGACUCUCCCUACUACAUCGACCUCAACCAGAACUUGUACCUCCAAGCUUAUCUUCACCACCCCGACCCAAAUCUGGUUGUGUUCGUGGACACCUGUGUGGCAUCACCUGAUCCUUACGAUUUUAGCACUGUGGCCUACGAUAUAAUCCGGGAUGGAUGUGCUAGAGAUCCUUCCUACACCACCCUCUACUCUCCCCAGAGCCACUUUGCUCGGUUCAAAUUCAGUGCCUUCGAGUUCCUCAGCCGCCACCCGUCAGUGUACCUGCAGUGCCGGCUGGUGGUGUGCCGGCGCUGGGACCGCUCCUCCCGCUGCUACCGGGGCUGCGUGAGCAGGGCCAGGAGAGACACCAGCCCUGCUGGGGAAAACCUCAGCGUCGUGGUUGGACCGCUUCGGCUUCGAGCAGGGGGCGCUCAGAGCAGGAGUGCUGGUAAAGGCAAAUGAAUUUCUCUGCUUUUAUGCUUCGAGAACGGCCACAGCCCUGCGGAUCUGACCUGUCCCUGAAAUCUGCUGUUGCUAACUUCACCACGAAAAAGGAAGGGAGUGCUUGG
This is a messenger RNA of Dryobates pubescens (Downy woodpecker), 4352 nucleotides long. RefSeq names its product deleted in malignant brain tumors 1 (gene DMBT1). The record is from RefSeq and is a predicted model, not a curated record. NCBI's taxonomy places the organism in Eukaryota, Metazoa, Chordata, Aves, Piciformes, Picidae. The transcript has 19 exons. Gene Ontology annotation, cellular component: membrane. The coding region runs from base 1 to 4245 and encodes 1414 amino acids.